CAGGCGCACAACUAGUCCCCCGAUCAGCUGACUGUGUGAGUGAGAUGCUCUGUUGAAGGACCUCUGAGUCGAAACCCUGCUAUUAUCUGCGCUAUGAAUGGGAAGCAGCGACUAUUUAACUGAAUUACACCGUGUGGACCAAACACUGACGACAGUUUACACAGCGUGACUCUCUUAGAUCAGAGGCCCGGUGGACAAACCUUCUGGCAGCAGCCAUGACAGAAUUCUGGUUGAUCUCUGCUCCGGGGGAGAAGACGUGUCAGCAGACUUGGGACAAGCUGAUGGUGGCAACAACUCGCACCAACAACCUCUCCAACAACAACAAGUUCAACAUCCCGGACCUGAAGGUUGGAACACUAGACGUCUUAGUGGGUCUCUCGGAUGAGCUGGCUAAACUGGACACGUUUGUGGAAGGUGUGGUGAAGAAGGUCGCUCAGUACAUGGCCGACGUUCUGGAGGACAGCCGAGACAAAGUCCAGGAGAACUUGCUGGCCAACGGAGUUGACCUGGUCACCUAUAUCACCAGAUUUCAGUGGGAUAUGGCCAAGUAUCCAAUCAAACAGUCACUGAAAAACAUCUCUGAGAUAAUCUCCAAGCAAGCGACUCAGAUAGACAACGACCUGAAGGCCCGAGCUUCAGCUUACAACAACCUGAAGGGAAACCUGCAGAACCUGGAGAGGAAGAACGCGGGGAGCUUGUUGACCAGGAGUCUGGCUGACAUAGUGAAGAAAGAGGACUUUGUGCUGGACUCAGAGUACCUGAUUACCAUGCUGGCGGUCGUCCCAAAGACAAACUAUGCUGACUGGCAGAAGACGUAUGAAACUCUUGCAGAGAUGGUCGUGCCGCGCUCCACUAAGCUGCUGUUCGAAGACAACGACAGCGGUCUGUUCAGUGUCACCCUCUUCAGGAAGGCCGUAGACGACUUCAAACACAAGGCCAGAGAAAACAAGUUUACGGUGCGUGAUUUCCAGUACAAUGAGGAGGAGAUGAAGGCAGACAAAGAAGAGAUGACACGUUUGUCCACCGACAAGAAGAAACAGUUUGGGCCUUUGGUACGAUGGCUGAAAGUAAAUUUCAGUGAAGCCUUCAUCGCGUGGAUUCACAUAAAAGCUCUGCGUGUGUUUGUGGAGUCAGUGUUGAGAUAUGGGCUGCCAGUGAACUUCCAGGCCAUGCUGCUCCAGCCCAACAAGAAGAACAUGAAGAAGCUGAGAGAGGUGCUGUACGACUUGUACAAACACCUGGACAGCAGCGCUGCCAUCAUUGAUGCCUCUAUGGACAUCCCGGGUCUUAACUUGAGCCAGCAGGAGUACUACCCCUACGUUUACUACAAGAUCGACUGCAACCUGCUGGACUUCAAAGUCUAGACGCGUCGCCAGCAUCAUCUCUCUGUGCUGUAGUGUUCUGAUGUGACAUGUUCACAUAUCCAAGCUUUACUUUAUUUUCAUUCCAACCAUGUUCUCUCUCUUUUCUCACUUUUUUUUUGUGUUCUCAUUCUCUUUUUCCCUCCCAUGUUCCUGGUACAUUCCUGGGUCGAUACUGAAUAAGUUGCAAAGGAUCGGAGUAAUGACUGGUUACUAAAAACAGGAUAGAUUUAAGAUGUAAAAUAGUCUCCAGUCAUAACUUCUGUUCUCCUUUGUCCCAUCCCACUGUACCUCCACCAAAAUGGUUGACAUUCCCUCUUGACACCCAAAGGACAUGUAAAAUACUGCAUUUUUAUUGUUGUGUCCUCUCAUCCUACUUAAAGUAUGAACAGCGGUACACAUGUGUGUGGGGGGGAAAUGCGGAGAAAAGAAAUAUAUGUUAAAUAUAGUAUUUAUAUUAAGCCUCUAAAAUCAGUGAAUAUGUUUCUAUUGGUUCAGAUUUUAAGGUGAUGUGUUUUUAGCUCCAUGUAAGGAAUGUCUGUUUACAAGUAGAUGUUGACCAUCUUUUCCUCCCAACUCAAGCUAUAAUCCUGUGAAAUACUGAGACGUUUCAUUUUACAGUAUAAAGAAGCAAUAUAUUUGCUGCUUGUAUGCUCCUUUGAUUUCUGUAUAUUAAGAAGUUUGGGAAAAAUAAUGAUAGGUCUACGUAUGUGCAAAUACUGUAUAUUGUCAGUAUAUCUGAAAAUUGAACUACAUAUUUAAAAUAAAUGUGACAAUAAAUACUAUGUGUUUGAGAAAGA
This is a messenger RNA of Thunnus maccoyii (southern bluefin tuna), 2161 nucleotides long. It is a transcript of the gene atp6v1c1b, whose product is annotated as ATPase H+ transporting V1 subunit C1b. Gene Ontology annotation, biological process: proton transmembrane transport. Gene Ontology annotation, cellular component: lysosomal membrane; vacuolar proton-transporting V-type ATPase, V1 domain. NCBI's taxonomy places the organism in Eukaryota, Metazoa, Chordata, Actinopteri, Scombriformes, Scombridae. Gene Ontology annotation, molecular function: proton-transporting ATPase activity, rotational mechanism. The record is from RefSeq and is a predicted model, not a curated record. The coding region runs from base 216 to 1364 and encodes 382 amino acids. The transcript is spliced from 13 exons.